UUUACUCAGCUGUUCCUGUGUUUGGAUGAGAGAAAAACACUCUUCAACUCUCUUACACUCAUCUCCUCCCGCGUCACAAUUUCCCACGUUUCAUGGCACACCAGCUUCUCAAAUUCAAUGAGGAUGUUCUUCAGCAACUGAGAAAUGGGAGUGCGAAAUUUGAGGUUGUUUCUUCCCCGGUUCCUUCAGUUGCUGCUCCUCCUAACAAUAACGCUAGCUUGUUUGGAAUUGGGAAUUGUAGCACUCUCUUUUUCGCUAGAAUUGCCCCGUCCUUUGGUGGACACUCUCCAGCUAUGAAGAAACUUGAGCGUUUUUCAGUUCAGAAGGUUACAGGGGAUGGACGUUGUCUGUUUCGUGCACUGGUCAAAGGAAUGGCUUACAAUAAGGGAACUGUUCUCAAUCAACGUGAGGAGAGAGAAAAUGCAGAUGAAUUACGAAUGGCUGUGAAAGAAGCUAUAUGUGAAAAUGAAGGUGAACGUAAUUUAUAUGAAGAAGCCCUCAUUGCCAUCACAGUUGAUGAGCCCCUAAAACGUUACUGCCAACGCAUUGUGCGAUCUGAUUUCUGGGGAGGAGAAUCGGAGCUACUGGUACUGUCAAAGUUAUGCAAGCAGCCAAUCAUUGUGUACAUUCCGGAGCAUGAGCAUAGAGGCGGUGGUUUUGGAUCUGGUUUCAUUAUUGCAGAGUAUGGAAGUGAAUUUAGGAAGGGUUCAAGCAGAAAAGCUGUGAGACUAUUGUACAGUGGUAAGAACCAUUAUGAUCUUUUGGUCUGAGGAUCUUCAUUACCGAAGGAGAAGGAAGAAAAUUAGUGGUAGAUUACAAAUGUGAAUGUUAUAUUUAUGUCAUUCUUUUGAGUUAACAACUAGUGCACUUGCGCUUAUUGUAUAAAGACUUGGCUUCGACACAUUCUCAUGUCCGGAUAUCGCAGAGCUUCCUUUAUUUUCUCCAAUGAUAACUCUACCACUGUUCAUACUUGUAUUCAC
Cajanus cajan (pigeon pea) is the source of this 980-nucleotide messenger RNA. Its product is annotated as Cysteine proteinases superfamily protein. Gene Ontology annotation, biological process: endoplasmic reticulum unfolded protein response; ERAD pathway; protein deubiquitination. Gene Ontology annotation, cellular component: nucleus; cytosol. Gene Ontology annotation, molecular function: cysteine-type deubiquitinase activity. Lineage: Eukaryota; Viridiplantae; Streptophyta; Magnoliopsida; Fabales; Fabaceae. The record is from RefSeq and is a predicted model, not a curated record.